Molecule: messenger RNA, 4922 nt
Organism: Pangasianodon hypophthalmus (striped catfish)
Lineage: Eukaryota; Metazoa; Chordata; Actinopteri; Siluriformes; Pangasiidae
Gene: gpc4
Product: glypican 4
Exons: 9
Coding region: 643-2304 (553 amino acids)
Biological process (GO): regulation of protein localization to membrane; regulation of signal transduction; cell migration
Cellular component (GO): cell surface; plasma membrane; synapse
Molecular function (GO): protein binding
Source: RefSeq, a predicted model, not a curated record
ACGCCGCUUUGUCUGGAACUGCGUUCACGUGAGCGCGCAAAGUCUACGCGCCGUAGACGUCGUACCGCGCGCGCGCAGGCAACGCUCGAGCACACGGCUAGUGACUCCAGCCAUAAAGCGUCCCGUCUUGACUACUCCACAGCGCAGGGAAGAAGGAAAAAACUUCACAGAAACUUUCAUUCUGUUCAUUCUCUAUUCUCUUCACACGGAAUCAAUAUCCGAGAGGAUACCUUCCAGUGAAAAGCUCUGCCGAAGCCGUUUUAAUACGUGGUUUGUGUUUUUAACGUGUUUUUUCGUUAGCGCGGGGCUCUCUAGCAGCUGGCUUUUUUCACGCAAAAGUUUGCCCUCGCAAGACUGCCGAUAGAAACCAAGUCUUUUGAAACACAAGUUCUCAUUUUAUCCCUAGUCGUUUUUAGCUUUGACAAACUUUUCUCCAGAAACGGACGCUCUGGGAAAACUACCGUGUGUCCACCAGUCUGUCGAGUCGCUAAAACUUUGUGUGCUUUUAAAGUGAAGUCAGCGAGACGGCGCAUCUCCAUGUGGAAAUCCGACGCGGCUCUCAGAGAUACAUUUUAACCCAGGAGAAACUGUGUUUUAUCACCGGUUGUGUGUGCUUAAAGCUUUCGGCAGCUGGACACCGCGAUGAAGGCGAUUGUUGCGCUUGCAGUUUGUGUAUCCGCAGUGAUUUUUGUCUCUGCCAGCCCGAGUGAACAGAAGUCAAAGAACUGCAAUGAAGUCCGCACGGCGUACAGCUCCAAGGGCUUCAACAGUAACGACGUCCCCAACAAAGGAGUGUAUGAAGCCCAUCUGAAGGUGUGCCCUCAAGGCUUCUCGUGCUGCACUCUGGAGAUGGAGGAGAAGCUGAGUCAGCAGAGCCGCUCGGAUCUGAAGGCCCCAGUCUCCCAACUGAGCGCCAACCUGCAGAGCACCUUCACGCAGAGACACCAACAUUUUGAUCAGUUCUUCAAAGAGUUGCUCAGCAAUGCCGAGAAGUCAUUGCAUGACAUGUUCGUACUCACCUACGGGGUGAUGUAUAUGAAGAACGCGGAGCUCUUCAAGCACUUUUUUCGUGACUUGCAGCUCUACUAUGCAUCAGGCAGCGCUGCUGUGCAACUCGAUAACAUGCUGUCAGUGUUCUGGGCCGAACUUCUUGAGCGGAUGUUCCGCCUGGUCAAUGCACAGCACGAGUUCAGUGAUGCAUACAUGGAAUGCGUGAGUCGGCAUACGGAGGAGCUAAUGCCGUUCGGUGAUGUGCCGCGCAAACUAAGACUGCAGCUGAGCAGAGCCUUCAUCGCUGCCCGCACCUUCACCCUUGGCCUGGCGCUCAUACCUGAUGUGGUCAGCAAAGUCUCCACGGUGAGUGCCUCUCCAAGCUGUGUGCGUGCUGCUAUGAAGAUGCUGUACUGCCCAUACUGCACAGGUCAAGUGGCUCUCAAGCCCUGUAAAAACUACUGCCUCAAUGUGAUGCGUGGCUGCCUGGCCAACCAAGCCGACCUUGACACAGAGUGGAAUAACUUCCUGGAUGCUAUGCUGAGUCUGGUUGAGAGACUGGAGGGGCCAUUUAACUUUGAGUCAGUAAUAGACCCCAUUGAUGUGAAGAUCUCAGAGGCCAUCAUGAACAUGCAGGAGAACAGCAUGCAAAUCUCGCAGAAGGUAUUCCAGGGUUGUGGGCAGCCGAGGAAAGAAUUACGCACCCGGCGUUCUACGAAAGACUCUGGAUUCCCUGGUCGUUUCCGGCCAUACAACCCAGAUGCCAGACCCACCACUGCAGCUGGCACCAACAUGGACAGACUGGUGGCAGAUGUGAAGAAGAAGCUGAAGCAUGCUAAAAAGUUUUGGUCUACUUUACCGGAGACGGUCUGUGUUGGAGACAGGGUCACUCAGGGUGACGAGUGCUGGAAUGGCACAGCCAAGAGCAGGUAUGAGUCUGUGGUCUUGGGCAAUGGCUUAGCCAAUCAGGUGUCCAAUCCUCAUGUGGAAGUAGACAUCACCAAGCCAGAUGUGGUGAUUCGCAGACAGAUUGCUGUGCUGAAGGAAAUGACCACAUGGCUGAAAGCAGCUCACAGUGGACAUGACAUCACGAACGACAACGAGGAUGGCAGUGGAGAGGGUAGUGGCAGUGGCUGUGAUUCAUCCUCCUGUGAUAACGACAAGGAUAUGUAUUUCUCCACACCAACGCCUAGCAAACCCAGCAUAGUUCCGAGAGUAGAGGAGUCCUCCAGUGGUGUGCGGCUGGCACCGUACAGCCUGGUGCUGAUCCUGGCAGGCAUUGCUCUGACCCUCCUGACCUCCCACACCAGAUAAGAGCGCUUCAGAGGAGAAGGACGAGCAUUAGUAUGGAGAAGAAACUGUCAGAAGCCUUUUUUAAAAAAAAAAAAAAAAAAAAACAAACAAACAAAGAUAAAAGACCGCCUUUAAGACUAUGGUCUGUCUGCCAUCUAGGAAAGACUCUCAAGUUAUUAAUACUCAAAUAACUUCACCCUAAUAUUUUUUUUUUUCUUUUUAAUACAAAAGGACUCUCAUGUACAUGGGAUUCUGAAACAGAAACACCUCCCUUUCCUACCAUUCUCACCUGGACUUUGCUUCCCAAAGUCAUUAUCAGUGUUUACAGUACCACAUGGAUAUGUAUUCUUUUUUUCUUCCAAAAGGAGCUUUACAGGCUGUGAUUUGCUCUACAUUUAGGUGUUUGCGUGCAUGUGUGCGUGCGUUUGUGUGCAUGUGUGCGCGCACAUGCGCACAUGCAAGAGUGUGAUUGUUAGUGUGAAUGACUUUUUGUUUGAGAGAGCCUUUCCUAAAAUAGCUUAUUAAUAAAUUCCUAUACCAUAUUUAGACUGAGUGAAGCAAAAUGUAGCAGGUACACAAUCACCAGAGUUAAACACCUGUUAUGUGUGUAUGCUUCGGAUUGCCAGCUUGUGUGGCAUAGAUGUUGGCAAGCCUUAAGAACAAAAUCCCUGCACCAAGUGUUUCUGUUUAUAAUCUUACAAGAUGAGGGCCAAGCCACAAAAGAUGGUACAGAGUAAAAAUGGCUAGUAUGUGCAGAUUUGAAAGGCCCCUUUUUUUAAACAAAUUUCUGUCAGGGAUGUCAUGUCUUAUCAGAAAAGUGUACGAAGUGAUUUGGGGAAAUGGAGCUGAAAACUUUGGAAUGUUUUCUGCUCAUCUGAAUGCCGACUGGUUCAUAAAAGGCCCAUUAUGGCCACUGUACAAAAGGUGACCUGAUAAUGACCUGUUGUAAGUGAGGAGUGUGCACAGACAUGACCAUUCAACUUUAUUCAGCUAUAGCAUGCACACUGCGAUUGAAACAGCCUGACUACACGGUGGCUGUUCUGUGCGCAGGUGCUUCACAUGGGAUGAAAUCACAUCCACCUGGACAAAGUGUACAUGUGAAUUAGUUAGGACGGAGUUUGAGUCAUGGAAGAAUAAUAAUGAAAUUAACACAGGGUUUUAUUUGAUGGUUUUUAAUUUUGUUAGAAUUGUAUUCUAAGGUGUAAAUCUAUAUAUUGGGUACUACAGCAAAUGUGCCUUGUCCAGAAUGACUGAUGAUGCUGACUUGAGUGAGGUGGAGUGGUUUCUGUAUGUGUGUAAAUGUUUUACUUCUUCUCAUUUGUUUGUCCCACUGGUCUAUUGAAGACCUAUGAGAGUACCCUAUUUAAAUCCAUUCUUUCCAUCUGAUAUUCGUCUCUGCAUUACAAUAGAAGCUUAGUUUCCCCUAACCUGUAACCUUGGUACGUUAUUUUAAUGUGUCCCUACAUUGGGAGAAAAAGGUGCCUCUCAUAACGGUGGCUUAUAGCUUACUAUUUUGCAGCUUGUGGACUGUUCUUUUGCUCUGCAGGCCAUUUGUACAUUGUAGGUUUUCUUUUUGAUGACUGACAAGUACAGUGUUAUGUUAGAAAACAGCAGAGGUCCUUACGUUACACUUUCUAAAAUUAACCCAUCUGUCUCUCAGUGAACUGCUCCCUCCUUGCUCUUGUACAGUAAGUUAUUUAACUGCAUGUCUCUAAGUUCUUUUACAAACAUGUCAUAGCGUCCAUAAAGUGCAGUAUUGGAAAAAUAUAUUUAUAUCUGUAGAUGGUUGCAUUUUAACAGUUUCAUAAAUUACCUAAAUUUGUAUUGGCUUCAAAUUUCAUGUAAUGUAAAGCUUAUUGUUUAUAAACCAGUUUAUCAUUGUCAUUCCUUUUUUCCCCUCCAAUAGUUAAGUAAGUAAGAUGUUGUAAAAGGUCUACAGAGUGAAGGAAAGUGUUAACCAUGAGCUCAUGAGUGUCUUAGUGUCCUAUGCACUUUUUAAAUUGCCAUUCACAAUGCCCAACACUUGGAGUGCUAGCAGGAAUCUCUUCAGUCUGUUGAUUCGAGUCCAGUCCUGGUGACUCGGAAGCCCUAAACUGUGGUUGAGCAUUUUUUUUGGAUGGUCUGUUGUUCACUCAUAUUUAGAUGGAGGAAAAUCGAGUUUCUGAUACACACAUCAGUAAUGUAUCCUUUAAGGUUGUUGUGCAUGAGAGCAUAAAUAGAGAGCAAUGUAACUUAUCUCCACAACAAACCUUCCAUCUGUUGCACACAAAGAAGGAAUGGCCAUUUAAGUCCUUCAGUGUUGAGGUGAGAUGAACAGUUUGUCUGGGAUGACUGCUUUUUUCUGAUCCAACGGUCUUUAGCAGGAAUACUGAGCUACAGAAUGAAGUUUGUGUAGUUGGAACAGCGCCAUCUUUGAAAAGGAGUUACGAGAGACUUGACUACAGAGAGGAAAUAAUGUAAAUAUGGAGCAGUCGGUUUAGAGCAGUCAGUCUCUGAGAGAGGUUAUAACAGUACAAGUCUUGCUCUUUCAGAGGAUAGACUUAACAUGGGGAGGGGGGGGACAUGCUAAAAACGUAAGAGAAAAGAUGUAUUAAACACAUCAAAGUCUUGCAAAAAUAAAGACUGCAGAUAUUUAAAAA